Molecule: messenger RNA, 782 nt
Organism: Diprion similis
Lineage: Eukaryota; Metazoa; Arthropoda; Insecta; Hymenoptera; Diprionidae
Gene: Sf3b6
Product: splicing factor 3B subunit 6
Exons: 3
Coding region: 112-492 (126 amino acids)
Cellular component (GO): nucleus; ribonucleoprotein complex; cytoplasm
Molecular function (GO): mRNA binding
Source: RefSeq, a predicted model, not a curated record
CGAUACUCACGCAGCUUCAUUGUGACAAGUUGUUGGUGUUGAAGAUUUGUGGGUUAAAUUACUGAGUUUUGUUAAUUUGAUCUGUGAUACUGACUUAAGAACUCCGCAAUCAUGACGAUGGCAAUGUUACAACGACGAGCCAACGUUCGGCUGCCCCCAGAGGUCAACAGAGUUUUAUAUAUAAGAAACCUGCCGUACAAAAUCACCGCUGAAGAAAUGUAUGACAUUUUUGGUAAAUACGGAGCAAUACGACAGAUCAGAGUAGGCAAUACGGCAGAGACGAGAGGAACAGCAUUUGUGGUUUAUGAAGAUAUCUUUGAUGCGAAAAAUGCCUGCGAUCACCUGAGUGGUUUCAAUGUCUGUAAUCGUUACCUAGUGGUACUGUAUUACCAGAGUAACAAGGCGUUCAAACGAGUCGACGUAGAUAAGAAGAUGGAGGAAAUUGAUAAAUUGAAAACAAAAUAUAAUCUCAAUGAAGAAAAGAAACCAUAAUGUUAAGAUAUUCAAGUAAUAUUUUGAACAAUUACAAAGUAUCACUAAUGUGAAUGCGGCAGUUGCUACGUAAUCACAAAUGGUCCAGUUGUGCGGCAAUUGCAAGUGUCUGACGGAUUUGUGUGAAGUUAUUUACUCUCAAAGUGAAAGGUAUGAUAAGCCCUAUCCUAUUCUCUACUGUGCUGUUUACAGUUUGUUGUAAAUAUAAAAUGAUUUCGUAUUACACACUUACAAAUCAUCAUUCAAUUUGUGUUAUAUUUAACUUAUAGCAAACUAGAGAAGUGUAGAAA